AUGCUUGACGACUUUAAUAAAGCCUUUGGAAAGAUUGCUCUUCGACUAAAUCUCACAGAAACGAUGUUCAUAAGGAACGGAUUGGUUUCGUAUCCCACAUUCACGCUCAAUGGAACAAAUAUCUCCGAACGCUCCAGCUAUGUCUAUCUAGGUCGCGAUAUCAAUAUGAUAAACGACUUAGCACAAGAGGUGAGCAGAAGGAUACGAGCGGCCUUGGAAGCUUUCAAGAGCAUCGAGGAUGCAGUGAAGAAAACAAAGCACACCCGACUCUGUGCCCAGCCUUUCGACCCAACCGUACUUCCUGCCCUAACCUAUGGAUCAGAAGCCUGGUCGCAGCGUAAGCAGGAUGAAAGAUCACUCAGCGUUAUCGAACGCGCAGUCGAAAGGACGACGCUAAGAGUAUCCCGUUCCACACAAAUAAAGGAUGGGAUCCGAAGCUCCGAUCUGCGUCAACGAUCAAAAAUCAAAGAUGCCGUUCUGUACGCCAGACAGUCGAAGGCAAGGUGGGUCAGACACGUAAUGCGUGUGAGUGACAACCGAUGGACAAGAAACUUUAGUAACUGA
Angiostrongylus costaricensis is the source of this 564-nucleotide messenger RNA. Lineage: Eukaryota; Metazoa; Nematoda; Chromadorea; Rhabditida; Metastrongylidae. The record is from the annotation of a GenBank genome assembly.